Molecule: messenger RNA, 1048 nt
Organism: Ilex paraguariensis (yerba mate)
Lineage: Eukaryota; Viridiplantae; Streptophyta; Magnoliopsida; Aquifoliales; Aquifoliaceae
Source: the annotation of a GenBank genome assembly
GACGACAUGUUCUGCAAACAGGAUUGCUUCUCAACUACUCAAUAAAAACCUACUGAUGAUACAAAUUAAGCCCACCCAACUCCAUUCCCACUAGGAACGCCUCUCUCUCUCUCUCUCACUCUCCCUCCUACACACACAGACAAAUAAAACGUACAGUUUGAUUCAUGGAGCAAAGAGCAUGGACUCAGCAACUGAGAAUUUGAGGGGAUCUUUUUUAUACCAGUUGUUUGACAGCAUGGAUUUGAAUUUAGAAUCUGAUGGGAACCAAAACGAGCAAGAACAACAAAAGAGACAUCUUCAUGUGUUAGCUGUUGACGAUAGUCAUAUUGACAGAAAGCUGUUGGAGAGGCUCUUAACUGUUUCUUCAUACCAAGUAACUUGUGUGGAUUCUGGGGAUAAAGCUUUGGAGUAUCUGGGUUUGCUUGAGAACACAGAUAAUGAUUCCACAACUUCUUGUUCUUCCUCUUGUUGCACAUCCUCUUCAUCCUUGUCACCGCAGCAGGAGGCCUCCAAAGUCAACUUGAUCAUGACGGAUUAUAGUAUGCCAGGGAUGAGCGGCUAUGAUUUGCUCAAAAGAGUGAAGGAAUCUUCAUGGAAAAACGUACCAGUGGUGGUCAUGUCAUCAGAAAACGUACCCUCCAGAAUCAAUAUGUGUUUGGAAGGAGGAGCAGAGCAGUUCUUGUUGAAACCUGUGAAGCUGUCAGAUCUAAGGGAGCUUCAGUCUCACAUUCUGAAUCCCCUUAGCAAUUCUUGUAAACAUUUUGACGACAGCUUCGUUGAUGACAAUACGAACAAUGGUAGCCAUUCUUGUAAACAUUUUGAUGAUAGCUUCGUUGAUGACAAUACGAACAAUGGCAACGACAACAAUGACAAUGACAGCGAUAAGAAGAACAAUAACAGCAACAAAAGGAAGGCAAUGUCUCCAGAUUGCUCAGAGAGAAGACCCAAGAUUACAGAAUUAGUUGUGUUAUAGAUUUUUUUUUUGGGUGGGGCCAUUAGGCUGACCGCUAACCUCUUAGUUGUGUUGGGUGUUUUUUGUAUAACAAUA